GAGAGAGAGAGAGAGAGAGAGAGAGAGAGAGAGAGAGAGAGAGAGAGAGAGAGAGAAUAUGCAGAAGACAGGAACCUGUCUUAGAGAGAAUGAAUCAAGGAAAGUUACCCAAAAUAGUUGACAAUAAGAUGGAUAUGGAAGAAAAAGCAGUUUUUAGCAGCUGCAGGAGAUGAGACACUGUCUUGAAGACAGAGACACUGUGUACAAAAGUACCAGGCAUGAAAGAGGCUGGCAGAUUUAGAGAAUCAAGAAACAAAAAUGGACUGGAAAAGAGGAUGGGCAGGAUAUAUGGAGAGAAGGGGGCUUAUAGGGGUGACAGAGAAAACUGCUGCCUCUACCUUCUCCACUCUGAAAGUGCAAAUUGCCCAGGUUAUUGUCUGCCUUUCUUAACUGACUUAAGAACUUAACUCUGUAGAGCCAAAGCUUGUCACAGCAAAACUCAGAGGCCCCUGGUACCACUACCCCUUUCCCCAUUCUAGCCAUAAUGUCCACUAAGGGGACCAUACUCUUCCACCAGCUCCACAGCAAGGCAGUGACCAAGAAGGAAGAGACAAGAGCCUAAUUGCAUGUCUUAAAACUCUCAGUCCAUCUGGGGCCUGACUCUGAGGGAAUGGGCUGAAAAGGAAGAAGAGAGGAGGGUGUUGUUUUGUGGUAGAAAUCUUCAUUCCUCAUAGAAAUUUCUGGAGAGGCAUGGGGGCUGGGCCAGGGGGUGGAGGUAGAAGCUAUCUUGGAAUUUAGAAUCAUCUGGGUGCUCCAUUGGCAAACUCUCUGUAGCAAAAUAUGAAACUGACUCAAUCCUGGGGAGGGGUCCAGGAGGCAGGGGUGAGGCAGGAUAGUAAGAGGAGGGGAUGUGGUUUGUCUCCCCUCAAAGGGGUUUGGGACAAAGAGGCUUCUCUCUUGUUCCUCUAACCUUCCUCUUCUUCCAUCCCUACCCCCAUCCUUGGCACCAGGGCCUCUGGAGCAAAGGGAAGAAAAAUGAGUGGGCAGAAACAGCUGGAUGCAGCCAGGAGCACAUCUGGCCUCCCUGGGCCUCAUUCCCCCUUCCCCCAACACUCUUUCCUCCUUUUCAGCAGGAACAAGAGGCUCCUGGAAAGCCCCAACUUCUCACCAGCUCUUCCAUGAGCACACCCUGGUCCCAGGGCCUGAGAUUUCUCCAUGCAGGAGCAGCCAGAAACUCCAGAGGCGGCGGCAACGCCGGACACACCACCCGCCCAACUGCCUCCAGCCCCACCGCCCAGCCAGCUGCUGGUCCCUUCUCUGCCAGUGUUCGUGGACCACGCAAAACAACCAAGCAAGGAACUCAUUAAGCCCAAAGCAAUUUUAGGGCGCCCAGUAGAGAGACCUGCAGAGGCUGCUGCUGCUGCUGCUGCGGAGGCUGCUGGUGCUGCUGCUGAAGAGUGCCCGGCAUUGGGCACCAGGGGAGUUGGAGUCAAAAACCAUCGCUGUCAGCGGAUCCGAGCCAGCCGAGAAGCAGGCUCACGGUUUGCCAUGGAGGGCUUGGAUGAUAAACUGAUCCUGAACGUGGGGGGCAUGCGCCACGAGACCUACAUCAGCACCGUGCGGGCCUUCCCAGGCACCCGCCUCUACAAGCUGACCGAGCCACCCCCGCCUGGCAGUCCAGCUGCUCAGGGUCCACCGGUCCGAGAGUUUUUCUUUGACCGUAAUCCUGAGCUCUUUAGCUAUGUGCUGGGCUACUACCGUACUAGGCAGCUGCACUGCCCCAAUGACGUUUGUCGGGAUGUCCUAGAGGAGGAGCUGGCUUAUUGGGGCCUGGCGGAAGCGCCUUUGGCACCUUGCUGCUGGCUCAAGCUAAGUGGCAGGGAGACCCGGACCCAGGACUUCCUCUCCUGGGAGGCCUGUGAGAACGCCCACCUAGAUGAACGUCUUCUGCUGAACCCCAUGGAAGGCCAGGGACUGCGGAAUGCUUGGAAGCCAUGGCUCUGGGUGCUUCUUGAUCAACCCCAGUCUUCCCUAGGAGCGAAGUGCCUUUCCCUGAUCUCCACACUCUUUGCUGUGUGUGCCCUGGUCAUCUUCUUCCAGGAGACAGAAGUUCAGCUGGAUUACUUCUCUGCCAACUUCACUCCUAUGGGACAUGGGGCGGGGGUGGGGGGAAACCAGCAGCAGCAGCAGCAGCAGCAAAACAAUGGUCUUGUUUAUCGCCGUGCCCCCCACCUGCUCUACCUGGAAUUACUCUGUGCCCUUUGGUUUGGAACUGAGCUUUUUGCACGAGCCAUUUCCUGCCCUGAUAAGGUGCGCUUCCUGUGUAGCCCCCUCAACCUGGCUGACAUCUUCUGUUUGUUCCCUGUGCUGGUGGAAUUAGUGGUGGGUGACAAGGCUGAACGGCAGCCUCGCCUUAGCCUCACCCUUGGGGCCAUUCGUUCUCUCUAUGUCCUCAAGCUGGUUCGUCUCCUGGGCUUUCUUGAAAAGUCCCUGGCCCUGAGAGUCCUGGUUCAUACUCUCCAUUCCUCCUGGAAAGAGGUGUGUGCCUUUCUCCUGAUUUGGGUGGCUGAAAUCUUAUUCUUUGGCUCACUCUUCCUCUAUGGGGAGCUUUUGGGCAUAUCAACCCCAGGACAGAGUGAGCUCCACUUUGGAGACAUCUUUACCUGUCUCUGGUGGACUGUCAUAACUCUCACCACUGUCGGCUAUGGAGACAUCUACCCACUCUCUGCUAUGGGCCAGCUCACUGCUGCUGUCACAGCCACCGUGGGCAUGUGCACUGGUGUCUUGCUGGUGCCUGUGCUCCUGGUCCGCUUCCAGCGCUAUUAUGCUGUAGCCCUGGCUCGCCAGAAACUAAGGCCCAGUGGGAUCCUAUAAUAGGCCCAUUGGUCAAGAGGGGUGGAGCCCACCUUCCUGUACUUCCUCUUGCCAGUUUUUGGUUACAGAUUAGGAUUUCUGGCUUUGGAUUUGGCAAAGAAUCCUUCAGGAGCAGCCCCAAGUCAUGGCAAUUCCUGCUAGUCAGGAGCAGAUAAAUAUCACCUAUAGGUCAGACUCCUCAUCCUCAUCAAGGGAAGAAGGAGCUUAGGGACAAGGCUAGUUACUUCUUACAUUCCCCUGCCCCACCCUAGGUCCUUCUCUGAAUACCAGAAUGACCAGGAAGAAUAGAGUAUAGUUCUUCCUGGAUUGGUGCUAUAUCCCUCUCUCAACUAGAUCUCCCUUCACAUUCACUUAUCCCUUGCUGCCCAACUGGACCCUAGUCUAGAUGGGAGACUUUUGCAUGAUGGUAGCCAUAGUAUAUCAAGAUUGGUUGCCCGUGUCAAUGGUGAUUGGCUGUGGGUAUCAAUGAUAAUUGUCUGUGAAUAUCUGACAGCAACUGGUUAUGGGUAUUGAUGACAAUUUGUACUUUCAGUGCCCAGGAAUAGCCAGAUUGUAGCAUUGCUCUCUCCGUACUGCUCCUGGGACAAAUGUUCCUUAGAGGCAGAAGGAGGCCUUUGAAGAGUCUCAGAGACUCCAAUCAGAUGCGGGUCAGCCACGUCUGGACCCGAAGCACUCUUAAGUCCAUAACCUCCUCAUCCCAUUAUAUCCUUGCCCAAUUCUGCCUCAUCCCCUCUUCUCCCCAUCUUUGAUUUUUUUCAAAAUAUUUUAGAUUUAGUAUUAGCCAUCAUUAAUCAAAAUAUAUUAGUCAAUAUUAACCACAGUAUCUCAGUCAUGAUAACAGUAUGUAGUCACUAAUAGACAUAAAAUGUUAUCAUUGCAUAUUGUUUGGACAGGAAUGAGGAAACUGGGAUUGUGGACAAGAGUACACAAACAAUUUCCUCUUCCAUAUUUUUUCUUUUUUUUUUAAUUUUACUCCUUUACAAUUCUUUUUUUUUCCUUCCAAAUACUUUUCAGUACCCACAACGGGUCUACCUCCAAUCCUCGCUGCUAUUGAAUAUUCCCACCUUCCAACCUCUUCCUCUUCUUUUUUUUUUUUUUUUUUUUUUUUUUUUUUUUUUUUUUUUUUUUACUACCUGUGUGCUCUUCCCUCCUGGCUUUCCCAUGGUGUUCCCCACCAUGCACCUCUCUUGGAACUGGCUUCCAGGAGGGACAGAAGGGACCUACUCAGGUCUAACUUCAAAUCAAGCCACUGGGUUGUCUGAACAAGUAACCCAGGCAACUAGGCAGAGCUGGGAGGUUGAAUUGAGCCCUCACUGUUGCUGAAGCUGUGAGCAUAAUUCUGUUUACAAAACUUUUAAAUAAAAUAUCCUUUGAUAUCUCUA
Messenger RNA from Ictidomys tridecemlineatus (thirteen-lined ground squirrel), 4196 nucleotides. Its product is annotated as voltage-gated potassium channel KCNC1. Gene Ontology annotation, molecular function: protein binding; delayed rectifier potassium channel activity. Gene Ontology annotation, biological process: potassium ion transmembrane transport; protein homooligomerization; action potential. The record is from RefSeq and is a predicted model, not a curated record. NCBI's taxonomy places the organism in Eukaryota, Metazoa, Chordata, Mammalia, Rodentia, Sciuridae. Gene Ontology annotation, cellular component: postsynaptic membrane; neuronal cell body membrane; presynaptic membrane.